AUGGCGCACAAUCAAACGCAGUCCUUUUUGGAAAUACUUAAAUCCUUCCACACGGGCGACCUGAUCCUGGCCUUCUGCUUGUCGGCGCUGGUGGGCUCGCUCCUGGGCGCGAUUCUCUACAUCCUGCUGACCUGGGCGUCGCGGCGUCGCCGAGCCGGCCGAUCCCGGCGCUCCCAGAUCCCGCUGGAGCCGCGGCCGGAGACGGAGCACGACCGCAGCACCUUUCUCGGUGUCUACCGCCGGCCCUCUCCGGAGCCACCCCCAGUCGGCAAACCUGUAUCCCGGACGUCCACCUUUCGAUCGCCGACGGCGGCCGGGAAUGGUGCUCAGCCGCCCUCCGAUUCGUCAGAUUCGGUCUCCGACAAGCGCCUCUCCUUCUGGCUGGGGGGCUACGGACUCAAGGGGUUUCUACCCUCACAGACCCCGCCGCCCACUUACAACAGCGUCAUUGGGGAUGACCAAGAGGCAAUGGCACGGGAAGCGGGGUGCUGA
Messenger RNA from Nerophis lumbriciformis (worm pipefish), 492 nucleotides. Lineage: Eukaryota; Metazoa; Chordata; Actinopteri; Syngnathiformes; Syngnathidae. The record is from RefSeq and is a predicted model, not a curated record.